GAACCAUUCACGAUCGAGAAUUUCGUUAUAGAUACGAUUAAAGAUUUAAUUGAGCACAUAAAUGAAUAUCUUUUAUUGUCAGCUCUUCUUAUUUAAAUAUAAUCAGGCAAACAAUCAUUUUGCUCUAAUGAAAAUACUCUGCGGUGAAACAUGCCUAUACAGAAAUGGGCUGUCCUUUUUUAUGUUCACAGCAAACAGCAGUUACUAUUUCAAAACCACGCAUACUUGGUGUUAAUUAGGAGAAACGACGUCAUUUGCUUGCUAAAUAAACUAAGCUUUUUCAUUACAGUUCCGACCAGAAAGCAAACCUUUUCUGCAACGAUUUCAGAUUCGCUCCAACAGCCUGGUGCAUUAUUCAGAGUCCCACCUAAGCUUACCUGUAACUAUCUUGUAAAUCCAUCAAUACAGAAAAGAAAAAAAACUUCCAUCGAAUAUUAACUGAGGCUCACAGGAUAAAGCGUAAUCAUAACCAUAACUUCGAAAGCCGUAUAAAACUCUUAUACAGUGGCGAAUUGGUACGUAAAGUUUACAGUUCAUUUAUUUCCAUUACAAAUUUCAAAUUACAAUUUACACUACCCGCGUGUAGCGUUGGCUAAUCGUGGCGGGUAUUGAGAAAUAAUACAUUAAGUCACAAUCAAAAGAAAAAAUAAAAUUAAUUUAACGCUGAAUCACAUAAGCAAGUACAAUGAGUCGAACUAGUGAUAAGUAGGCCUAAUGGUGAAAGAAACUGUGAAAAGAGACAGUUAUAAUAAAUGGAGCCGUGAAACACAAUAAUUAUGGGCAUUCAAUAUCAAGAGUAGGAAAUGGACAUAAACAUAAUCAUCUUCAUAGGGGUUGAGGUUAAAGUUAUCUAAUUUUCCCUUUCUCGCCGACUGCGAGCAAAGAUCAGAGUGUUAAAAAACUUAUAAAUCGGACUGUAAGCCCAAGAGGAAUAAUUAUAGGUCUCCCAAGCUCUCUGGGAAACGUGAGCAUUUUUAGUAUAUUACCCUCCGUUGCGCAACACGGCGUAAAAUAAUAUGAGAGUUUGUAUGGGAAUGUAACGAUCGUUUAUAUCAAUUCGAAGUAAUUAUAUACUUUGUCAAAGAAAUUAAAUAAGAACGAUUUACUUCGACUCUUUUGUCGACUGCGUGCUACUAAUAUUUCCGUGACGUUUUGAGGCCGUUUCAAAACAAUUCCAUCGAGUUUUAGUGUACUGUUCUUCUGAAAACAGUGAAACUACCACUGCUAUUACGGAUUUAUUCCAACUCUUUUGAUGUCUCCGUUUUAACUGCAACACAACAUAAUUAGUUCUAAACUAAUUUGUUUCCACUGCCUAUACAUUUUGUUCAGUGGUCUGUACUCCUAGAAAGCAACUGGAGAGUUCGCACUGAGAAGUUGACCGCUGACUUAACAAGACUAUAUAUGCUUUUUGUUCUGCAAUGUAUGUCUCAUAAAUAAAGCUACAAUUUACGUACGUUUACGUCCAUGUUGAUGCAGAGGUCUUUUAUUGCAUGGUGGCAAAUUACAAUAUAAUUAGGAUCACGUUAACUGUAAAUAUCGGGGUCACUGAACAUCUAUCACUAGUCUACUGAGAGAUUAUAAUUAGAGCUAUAGUGGACCGCAGGCCGCUGUCGUAAUUAGCAAAUGAAAGUUUGCAUAACGCUGACAACACGCAACAGUUUGUGUUCUGAUUCUUCACAGUCGUCUAAAGAACCAGUUCCGAGCAGUUAAAUUGUGAAGGGAGGAAGUUACAAGCGACGCUUUCAAAUUUGAUUCUGGAAAAAACAUCAAUAUAUAGAUAUUUUAGUCAGCUCGUUAAUCUGGGAAAAUUCCCAGCACGGAGUGGUAUCAACUUACAAAGCAAGUAAAGGGAGAACACGGCAAAGCUGUCUCCAAGUUAAGAUAUCAGAGAAAGCUUCCAAUUUCCCGCUCAAACCCAACGUGGAAAUGAACUGGGUUGGUAGCAGUGUUUCCUCAGAUCUAGACGUGACGCACAACUUUCCUUGUAAGAAUGUCACAGCACGCGAUCUCAACACGACGGUGUCAGCUUCUCAGAUCAUCGCCGCAUCUUAUGCCUUGCUGUUCUACUUGGUCAUUCUUGUCUUGAGCAUCUUGGGCGUUUGUUUCAAAGCGUGUGUCAAAGUGUUUACAUCUCAAGCCACGCUUAUCCUUUUUCUGAUAGGAACAUUAAUGGGUUGCGUCAAUAUUUUCACCAAUUCAGGCGACCACGAGUUAAAGAUAUACUUCCGCCUUGCGACAGGGUUUCUGGUUGGAAUAGCUUUCAUUUUCGCUGGGGCCUGGCUAUUCUUCUCCAAACCGGAAGACGCGGGCAAUCAGUCUACAUUGGCUCAACAGCAGCCUUCAAUGGGACUUGUCGUUGGAGCAAUUACAAUUCCACUGAUUAUCGCCGAGAUAUUUCUUCUUGCCGCAGCUAAUGCUUCCAAGAAAGAAGAAACUUCAGAAAAGAUGCAGAAGUUGUGGCCUCUUGUUCUCGCAGACAAGUCAACUUUCCUUGUCCAGAAAAUCGUCCAAGCGUUCGUCUAUAUCGUUGUUCUGCGAUUUAAGACGAUCUGUCCACGGUACAGAGAAAAUGCCCAGUUUUACUUUAAAACACUGGCGUUUUUCAACUUCAUCGAGUGGGUGGACUCUCAAGUCAACGAGGACAGUGAUGUCGAGUUAAGUCACACUAGAGUGAUGUUCGGUCCUUGGUUCGAUGUCUUUGUGGCUUUCUACAAAGCGUUGAUCAUAGAUUACCGCCUCUUAUGCUCACUGUUAUUCCUGGAGCAUUCCUUGGAGGACGAAAGGGAAAGAGAAGGCGGCGAAAUCCAAGAACCUGUCGCCAGAAAUCUAACUAUACCGGAACAAAGACGCAGAACUCUGGGAUUUAUGCUUGGUUUCAUGAGCCUGUCUGCACCGAUUUGCUGCGCUCUGUAUUAUGUACCAAACCUUAACACGCCCGCAUGGGUCUAUGUGUUCGCCAUCAUCGUGAAUUUGGCAAUCGUUGUCUGCGGUGCGCUUUUUCUGGGAAGCAAUGAUUUAGAAUCAGACCAGAACAUGAAGAUGGGAUCAUCUGGGGUUAAAAUUAUGGUUUGUUGUUUGGGUGCAGUUGGAUUUGCCUGUUGGAUGAUUAAAGCGCCCAUCGCUGGCUAUUGGGCAGUUACUGCAAAUGAAAGAGAGGACAUUGAUGACCCACCAUACUUUGUCCUUCUCGUUGCAAGGUAUGCUGCCCGCUGCAUUUCAACUUUAUUUCUCAUGGGUCUGUUCCUGAAAGUCGACGCACGAUCUCUGCCCCAGAAAAAUCGUGGCGUGAGGAUAAAUCACUUUCUGGUUCCCGCUACUAUGUUGGCAAUACUCGGAGCGUUUUUAGAAAGUCUGAUUGAUCAAUACGUGGGGCCGCUAGACAGCAGACUCAGGUGUGAAAUCAAUGAUGAAAGUAUGAAGAUUCUCAUUAAGGCAGGUCCACCGAUGUUCCUCGGAUUCCUUAUUCAUAUGUUUUUGCAUUUUGUUAUAAUCGAGACCGAGAUCGUCAAGCAAUCCGGAGCUCGCGUUAGGGAUUCAACAGUCCAAAGUUAUGGUGCACUAGAUGACAGACCUCAUGCAUAAUGACCUCACCACCCGUUUACAUGAAUUUCAUUUCGAAAUCUCGUCACGUUCGUAUUGUUUUCAAAUGGGUGUUAUUUUGAUAGUGGGUAUCAUAGUAAUCUUGGUACUUUCGUAGUCCGUUCAUGGCAAAAGUUUUACAAUUGCAUCUCAAAAGCGUGGCCUUUGUGGAGGGGGGUGGGGAAUAGGCUAGUCUGAUGUAAGCAUGCAUGAGGCUUCUGUUUCGGUUACACAGGAACGCUGACCACUUGUUUGAAUCACGUAAAAGGUACUUCACUUUGAGGCCGAUUUACAUGACAUAAGCCAUCAUUAGUUGGCACCACCACUUGACCUGUUUUACUUUCACCGGUGUUAACUAAGUUUACUUGUUUUAUAUUACUGGUACGAGGCACUGAACUGUAAUGGCUACCUCUCUAUCCUCACCCCGUAUCAUGGGUGAGUUUGCUGUCGUAGACGGGUGUCACUCCCUUUAAUCCCGUUCUUGGGGUCUUGUUUGGUGGGGGUGGAGAGGGUUAUCAAGUAGAUACAAUGCAAUAAAGGUUUAUUCAGGAUGUAAAUGAAUAGACGUGACAAGAUGAAUGAGUAAAAACA
Orbicella faveolata is the source of this 4170-nucleotide messenger RNA. RefSeq lists its product as uncharacterized. Lineage: Eukaryota; Metazoa; Cnidaria; Anthozoa; Scleractinia; Merulinidae. The record is from RefSeq and is a predicted model, not a curated record.